ACGACACGUUUAAAUUUAGCUUUGAACGCCUGAGAUCCUGGCAGCAUGAAACAGAGUGUCGGUUCUUCCCCGGUGUUAAUGAUCGCAGACUGAAACAACUUCUCACCAGAACAGAAAAAUCUACAAGCCGAGCCAGAUCAGCGACUUUAAAUGGAAAGUGAUGAAAAUCAUAUUUUUCCACGUGUUGAACAGUUGUUUUUAUUCCUGAGGAUUAAACUGUGCUGCAGAAAAGGCACCUCAAGAAAAACAUUAUCCAGAGGACACCGCCCACUGCAACUCAUACUUGGAUUUUUUUUUUUUGAGAAAAUGGAUAGCCAGAAAAUCAGGGACUAUGACACCAUCACUUCUUUCCUUGGAUCCUGGGGACCCUUUCAGAUGAGGAUUUUUUUAGCACUUGCCGUCAGCAUUAUUCCAAAUGGAUUCGUUGGUGUCUACAUCGUCUUUGUAGGUGACACCCCAACUCAUGAAUGCCACAUCCCAGAAAACGCAAGCAUCAGCGAGAUGUGGAGAAAUGUGGCAAUCCCACUGGAAACAGUUGAUGGAGUCACAAAGCACAGUUCUUGCUGGAGGCUUAAUCUGGAAACAGUCAGGAACUACUCUCAAAAGAACGCUAUCCCAAAUGUAGAUGUGAACGUGAGUGAUAUUCCCUGGGAGAAGUGUCUGGAUGGAUGGACAUACAGCAAAGAAGUCUACCAGUCAACUAUUGUUACAGAGUGGAACUUGGUGUGUGAGAAUCAAUACAAAAACCCACUGACUACCUCGAUUCAUUACAUCGGAGUGCUGUUAGGAGUUCUGUUCUCAGGCCAACUGUCUGACAAAUUUGGAAGGAAGCCCAUCCUUUUUGUCAUGAUGGCUGUUCAAACUGUGGGGCUCACAGCACAGAUCUUCUCUCCAAGCUGGGAGACCUUUCUCCUAAUUUUCUUUUUUGUUGGUGCUGGGGGAUACUCCAACUAUGUAAUUGCAUUUGUUUUGGGAGCCGAAGUUCUAAGCCCUAAAACCAGGGUGGUUUUUGGCUCACUUGGAGUAUUUAUGAGCUCAGCUUUGGGAUACAUGGCAAUGCCAGCAGUAGCCUUCUUUCUCCGUGAAUGGCGGAUGCUGCUAAUUCCUAUGGCUGCCUCUGGCCUGAUCUACAUCCCUUUGUGGUGGUUUAUCCCAGAGUCUCCUCGCUGGCUGCUGUCUCAAGGGAGAGUAACCGAAGCUGAAUCUAUUCUUAAACAAGCAGCAAAGCUAAAUAAAGUAGAGGCUCCAGAAGCCAUUUUUACACAGCUGGAGAUUGAAAAGGUUUUGACCAUGCGAGAGAAGAGAUUUAAUAUUUUGGUCCUUCUGAAAAACUGCAAUAUUUUCACUACAGUAUUGCUUUGUUCAAGUCUGUGGAUGAUCGUCGCCAUGAACUACUUUGCUUUAAUCCUCAACACUUCAAACCUACACGGCGACCUUUACAUCAACUGCUUCCUGUCUGCUGCCACAGAGGUUCCAGCAUACAUUAUUGUCCUCUUGCUGCUCCACUAUUCCCCCAGACGCCUCUGUCAGUCUUUAACACUCUUACUUGGAGGGAUUAUGAUUGUUUGUGUUAAUCUUAUUCCCAUAGAUUUACCUGGUGUGGCUGUGCUACUCGAGAUGGUAGGAAAAUUCGGCAUCACAUCGGCCUUCUGUGUUUUGUACGCCUUCACGACAGAGCUCUUCCCUACCAUAAUCAGGAACACAGCCAUUGGAUGUUGUUCCACAGCUGCACGGAUCAGUACCAUCAUCUCCCCCUUUAUCAUUUAUCUGGGGCAAUACUUCAGGGCUCUUCCAUACAUAGUGAUGGGUGUUACAGCCAUUUCUGGUUCUGCGUUCUGCUUCAUGCUGCCAGAAACUCAUGAGAAAGCUUUGCCGGAGACCCUAUCAGAUAUGCAGCAGGUAUAUGGGAAUUGUGGUGAAAAGGAAAAGGAAGCAGAAAAUGAAGAGAACACACAUAUUUAGUGGGAAUGGAUACCAGUUUCCAAAGGACAAGAUUGCUGAGAACUCCCCACAUCUAUGUCUGCUGAGACAAAAGGAAGGAAAGGAGACUGAGACAGAUUGUGGGCAUCAUAUAUGCCUGCAUAAUGUACAGUCAGCAAAAAUAGAGGGCAUUUUAGACAUAUAGAAAGUUUCACAUGUUUUUCUGUGGUUCUUGUUGUUCGUUGUGGAUUUGGGGUUCAUAUUGUUAAGUGGAUACAGUGUCUAGCCUAUGUAUUCAUACCUCUUGAACUUUUUCACAUUUUGUCUCCUUACACACACUUCGACUCAUUUUAGUGUGACAGACCAACACAAAAGACCAUAUGAUUGUAUAAUUGUGAAGUGGAAGGAAAAUAGUACAUGGUUUUCAUGUCUUUUACAAUAAACCUUGUGAAAAGUGCAUUUGUAAUCAUUUUGUUGGGAUUAGAACUACAAGUCCUUUGGGCCAAGCCCACAAGGUGUGGCCAAUUCCAGCCCUUACUGUAUGUGCUGUGCAUGUUUUGGAUGUUCCACUGGUUCAACACACCUGAAUCAAAUGAAUGUUUCUUUAUGAGGAGUCAUCAGAACUUGAGGACAUGAGUUCUUGAGCAGGUAAUUCAACCGUUGAUUUAGCUGCAUUGGACCAGAAACACAUCUAAAACAUACAGGACAGGAAUUCUUAAGGACUGGAUUUGGCCACCCCUGAUUUAAGCAUUCCACUGUUAUUCUGACUGUAUGUUCCGGUUUGUUCUGUCGGGAGACGAACAUUUCAGAAAAAAACAUCCCCACAGCAUAAUGCUGCCAACAUCAUGUUUUACCUUAGGGAUUGUGUGUUCAGAGUGUUCGUUUUCCGCCACACACAGUGUUUCACAAAGUAUAAUUUUGCUCUUGGCUGACUAGAGUACCUCCUUCCACACAUUUGUUGUACCCCAGACAGGGCUUUUGAAAAACUGUAGAAGGGCUUACUUAUGGCUUUCUUUCAACGUUUGCCAAAGAGUCCCGACACUCUUUCAUUAAGGCCAGAUUUGUGGAGUGCACAACUAUUAGCUGUCCUGUAAACGGAUUCUCCCGCCUUAACUUUGAAUCUCUGCAGCUCCUCCAGAAUUACUGAGGGCCUCUUAAGUGCUUCUUGAAAUAAUGCUGUCCUUACCCAGGUUGUCAGUUUAGGUGGAUGCUCAUGUCUUGGUAAAUUAGGAAUAACUUGUCUUUAUGCCUGACUUGUUUGGUGUGUUCCUUGGUCUAGCAAACAUCUGAUGUCUUCACAGAACAGCAGGAUUUAUACUGAGAUUUAAUUACACACAAGUAGAUGAAGAUGAAGUAGAUGACUCCUGAAUGCAACUGGUUGCACCACAUUUUAUUAAGGGGCGUCUGACUAAAUGAACCUAGAGACAAAUGCAAGGCAUACCUCUUACACUUCUUCCGUUUCUGUUCACGAUUAUCCACUACUUUGUGUUGGUCUAUAAAUAGCACUUUAAUACCCUAUAUGGCCUGUAUUUUUUUAUAUAAGUGCUGCUGACCUGGUGUUUUAAUAAAGGACUUCACCCUCAUUGGACCACAUAUAUACUAAGUGUAUCAUGUCAAACAUUGCACACAAUCUUCAAAAGUGUUAAUAUUAUGGAAUUAGUUUAUGAUUGAUACACUGAUUACCCAUUUACUUUGCUAAGAAUAAAAAAAUUUUAACCUUUU
Girardinichthys multiradiatus is the source of this 3642-nucleotide messenger RNA. Its product is annotated as solute carrier family 22 member 4-like. Gene Ontology annotation, biological process: transmembrane transport. Gene Ontology annotation, cellular component: membrane. The transcript is spliced from 12 exons. The record is from RefSeq and is a predicted model, not a curated record. Lineage: Eukaryota; Metazoa; Chordata; Actinopteri; Cyprinodontiformes; Goodeidae. The coding region runs from base 151 to 1962 and encodes 603 amino acids. Gene Ontology annotation, molecular function: transmembrane transporter activity.